This is a messenger RNA of Cyprinodon variegatus (sheepshead minnow), 401 nucleotides long. Its product is annotated as disintegrin and metalloproteinase domain-containing protein 10-like. Lineage: Eukaryota; Metazoa; Chordata; Actinopteri; Cyprinodontiformes; Cyprinodontidae. The transcript is spliced from 2 exons. Gene Ontology annotation, biological process: Notch signaling pathway; membrane protein ectodomain proteolysis. The record is from RefSeq and is a predicted model, not a curated record. The annotation marks the transcript as partial. Gene Ontology annotation, cellular component: plasma membrane; synaptic membrane. Gene Ontology annotation, molecular function: metalloendopeptidase activity involved in amyloid precursor protein catabolic process.
CCCUCCCUGUGUGUUCUGCUGUGUUCCAGGCAGCUCAGGGGGAAUCUGUGAAAAAAGCAAGCUGUACUCUGAUGGGAAGAGGAAGUCUCUCAACACCGGUAUAAUCACUGUUCAGAACUACGCAUCCCACGUACCUCCAAAAGUCUCUCAUAUCACCUUCGCACAUGAAGUGGGACACAACUUUGGCUCCCCUCAUGACUCAGGAUCCGAGUGCACCCCGGGGGAAUCCAAAAGCCAAGACAAGAAGGAGAAGGGCAAUUAUAUCAUGUAUGCGAGGGCCACGUCGGGAGACAAGUACAACAAUAAUAAGUUCUCCAUCUGCAGCAUUCGCAACAUCAGCCAGGUUCUGGAGAAGAAGAGAGGGAACUGUUUUGUUGGUGGGUAGCGCAGUUUUUUAGCAU